GGAGUUCAUUGCUUCUGCGCAGGGCCUGGAAUUUGAAACAUCUUUGGGCCUCAUAGUGCCGACAUCAGUGACUCCAGCAACACAGUGCAAGGCACCACCAGUGCUGCUUACGGGGGUCUUCUUUCAAGGACAGUUAACUUUUUUUAAUACAGUAUAAGCUGUGAGGGGAUAGAGCUAAAUAUUCAGUGUUUGGAUUACAAAGCGCUUCAGAGCUCAGCAGAACCUAACAACACUCAUGUUUGGAGUUUGAAAACUUUGCAUCUGUGCCUUAUAUUCUGUAACGAUCACAAAUGCUGUGGUAUGAAGAGCCUGGAGAACAUUAUGAAAGAGAAGAUGUUCAAAAGAAAACAUUCACAAAAUGGAUAAAUUCGCAGUUUACAAAGACUAGAAAACCUGUAAUUGACGACCUGUUUACUGACCUUUGUGAUGGAAGAAGGCUUCUCGAGCUCCUGGAGGGUCUUGUUGGUUAUGAUAUAGUAAAAGAAAAGGGAUCCACGAGGGUUCAUGCACUGAACAAUGUCAACAGAGCACUGCAGAUCUUGCAGAAGAACAAUGUUGACUUGGUAAAUAUUGGAGGAAGUGAUAUAGUGGAUGGAAAUCACAAACUUACCCUGGGCUUGAUCUGGAGCAUCAUCCUCCAUUGGCAGGUUAAAGAUGUUAUGAAGGGAAUCAUGGCAAACCUGCAGCAGACUAACAGUGAGAAGAUUCUACUGAGCUGGGUCCGUCAGUCUAUCUCCAACUAUACAUCAGUCAACGUUGUCAAUUUCACUUCCAGUUGGUCGAAUGGCUUGGCUUUCAAUGCACUCAUCCACAGUCACAGGCCUGACCUCUUUGACUGGAAGAAUGUGGCUCAGCAACAGUCUGUAACCGAACGACUGGAUCAUGCCUUCACUGUAGCCAAAGAACACCUGGGUAUUGAUAAGCUGCUGGAUCCUGAAGAUAUGGCAACUGAACAUCCAGACAAGAAGUCCAUCAUUAUGUACAUCACAUCGCUUUUCCAGGUUCUGCCUCAGAAAGUAACCAUCGAAGCCAUCCAGGAGGUUGAAACCCUGCCACAACAGCCAAAGGUCACUCAGGAGGAACGAAGAGAGAUGCAGCGAUUCUCCCAGCAGCUUUCAGAAGUCUCAGAGGAUAAGCCAGCUGGAAGCUCACUGAUGGAAACAGAAGUGGACCUGGACAGCUACCAGAUUGAACUGGAGGAGGUGUUGACCUGGCUGCUUUCAGCUGAAGAUUCACUACAGGCUCAGGAUGAGGUUUCAGAUGAUGUGGAGGAAGUCAAGGAGCAAUUUCAUAUCCAUGAAGGCUUUAUGAUGGAGCUAACAGCACAUCAAGGCAGCGUGGGUAACAUUUUGCAGGCUGGAAACCAACUCAUUGUAGAUGGAAAACUAGAUGAAGAUGAAGAAAAUGAAAUUCAGGAGCAGAUGAACUUGCUCAACUCCCGAUGGGAAAAUCUCAGGGUAGCCAGCAUGGAGAGACAAAGCAAGUUACAUGAAGUGCUAAUGGACCUUCAACAGCAACAGCUGAAGCAUUUAGCUGAGUGGUUAACAAGAACGGAGGUCAGAAUUCACCAAAUGGAGGCACAGCCCCUCGGACCAGACCUGGAGGCAUUAAAACAACAAGUGGAGGAGCAUAAAGUUCUUCAGGAAGACCUGGAACAGGAGCAGGUCCGGGUCAACUCUCUGACUCAUAUGGUGGUCGUGGUGGAUGAGAGCAAUGGAGAGAGUGCUACAGUUGCUCUGGAGGAAGAGCUUCAGAUUCUUGGAGAAAGGUGGGCAGCUAUCUGCAAGUGGACAGAAGAUCGCUGGAUCCUCCUGCAAGAGCUUCUUCUCAAGUGGCAGUUCUUCACUGAGGAGCAGUGCCUCUUUGAUGCAUGGCUAAUGGAGAAGGAGAAAUCUGUUAACAAAAUUCAGACAACUGGCUUCAAGGAUCAAAAUGAGGUGCUGGCUAAUCUGCGGAAGUUAGUGAUUCUGAAAGGAGACUUGGAGAUGAAACGACAAGUCAUGGACAGGCUGUGUUCGCUCAGCCAAGAUCUGCUGACAGCAUUGCAAAAUAAGAUUGUAGCUCAGAAAUUACAGGCGAGGCUUGAGGAAUUUGCCCAGCGCUGGGAUAAUCUUGUACAGAGACUCGAGAACAACUCCAAGAUGGUUUCACAAUUUGUCACCACAUCUCAGACAUCGCUAACGCAGACCACAGUGAUGGAAACAGUAACUAUGGUGACCACCAAGGAGCAGAUUCAGAUCAAACCGAAAGGGGAGCAUUCUCCACCCCCUCCUAAGAAGAGGCAGGUGCUUUUGGACUCUGAGCUCAGGAAAAGAUUUGAUGUUGAUACAACAGAGCUUCACAGCUGGAUGACACGAUCAGAAGCCAUCCUUCAAAGCCCAGAGUUUGCAAUUUACCGAAAAGAAGCAAGCAUUUCAGACCUUCAAGAAAAAGUUAAUGCUAUAGAGAAGGAGAAACCUGAAAAAUACAGAAAACUGCAAGAUGCCAAUAGAUCAGCUCAAGCCUUAGUGGAACAGAUUGUGAAUGAGGGUCUUUCUGCCGAUACUAUCAAACACGCCUCACAGCAGCUGACGAACCGCUGGGAGGAGUUUUGUCAACUGCUGGUGGAACGGACGGCCUGGCUGCAAUAUCAGAGCAAGAUUAUUGCUGUUUCCUUUGAGCUACAACAACUUGAGCAAGCUCUGAUCUCAGCAGAGACCUGGCUCAAAGCACAGCAAGCACCAGCCACUGACUCAGAUACAGUAAAGAUCCAGCUGGACAAAUGCAAGGAUGAAAUUGUACGAUUGACAGCACUGCAGCCUCAGGUUGAUAAGCUGGCUGAGCAUGGGGCUGAGCUAAAACAGAAGGAGAAGGUGCCGAAAUCUUUGGAGACUGACAUCACUGCCUUCAACAAUCACUUUUCUCAAGUUCUUGCAGAUCUGCAGGCACGAGCGAAACUGCUGCAGUCCAUUCUGAGCAGCUUGCCCACACUUCAAUAUAGGGAGAGAGUGAACACACUAGCCCUGUGGAUCCAGCGAUCAGAAGCCAAACUAACUGUCCCUUGUGUUGCAGUCACAGAGUAUGAAAUCAUGGAGCAGCGACUCAGGGAACUGAAAGCAUUGCAAAGUUCCUUUCAGGAGCAGCAGAGUGACCUGAAUUAUCUCACCACAACUACAGAAGAGAUUUCCAGGAAAGCCCCGGCAGAAAUCAGCCAGAAAUAUCGAUCAGAGAUCGAGGGGCUCCUUGGCCGUUGGAAGAAAUUAUCCUCUUCUUUGAUGGAGCAGAGCCAGAAACUUGAGGAGCUGAUGACAAAGCUUCAGCAAUUUCAGAAUGACACAAAAACGCUGAAGAAAUGGAUGGCUGAAGUGGAUGUUUUUCUGAAUGAAGAAUGGCCUGCUCUGGGUGACUCAGAAGCACUUGAAAAGCAGCUGGAGCAAUGCACUGCACUGGUAAAUGACAUCCAAAUGAUUCAACCCAGUUUAAACAGUAUUAAUGAGGUUGGCGAAGCAUUGAAAAAACAGGCUGAGCCUGCAUUUGCCAACAAAUUACAAACUGAACUCGCCGAGCUGAAUGCUUGCUGGGAGAACAUCUGUAAACAGGCACAUACCAAAAAGACUGCAUUAAAGGGUGGCCUGGAUAAGACCAUGAGUCUCAGGAAAGACCUGUCUGAAAUGCAGGAAUGGAUAGCACAAGCUGAGGAAGAUUACCUGGAAAGGGAUUUUGAGUACAAAACACCAGAAGUGCUCAAGAAGGCUGUGGAAGAACUAAAGAGAGCGAAGGAGGACAUUUUGCAAAAGGGUAAAGUGAAGCUCCUCAGUGAUGGUGUUAACAGCUUCAUAGCAAAGGCACCACCUGCAGCCCAUGAAGCUCUGAAGUCUGAACUGGACAUGCUGACGGGCAAUUACCAGCGACUCUGCAGCAGAUUGAAUGGAAAAUACAACACAUUUGAGGAGGUGUGGUCCUGCUGGUGUGAAUUGCAAUCAUAUCUGGAAGCAGAGAAUAGAUGGCUUGAUGAACUGGAACAUAAACUCGGGGAAACAGAGAAUUUACAGGGAGGAGCAGAGGAAAUCUCAGAGGCACUAGAUUCCCUAGAGAAUGUAAUGCGUCACCCAGAGGAAAAUCGAAAUCAAAUCCGUGAGUUAGCACAGACACUGACUGAUGGCGAGAUCUUGGAUGAGCUGAUCAAUGAAAAGCUGGAGAUGUUUAACACUCGUUGGGAGGAGCUCUUACAACAGGCUGGAAGAAGACAGCAAGUCCUUGUGCAGAGUAUUCAGUCGGCUCAGGAGACUGACAAAACCUUGCGUUUAAUCCAAGAAUCUCUCGUGUUGAUUGACAAACAGCUGACGUCAUACAUUGCUGACAGAAUUGAUGCAGCCCAGGUCCCUCAGGAAGCUCAGAAAAUCCAAUCUGAGUUGAGUAGUCAUGAGAUAAGUUUGGAAGAAAUGAAGAAAAGAAACCAGGCCAUUAACGGUGCGGGGCAGAGUAAAUCUGCAGGACGAGUCCUUUCACAGAUUGACGUGGCACAGAAGAAGCAGCAGGAAGUGUCCACCAAGUUCCGCUUGUUCCAAAAACCAGCAAACUUUGAGCAGCAUCUUUUGGAGUGUAAGAGGCUCCUGGAUGAGGUGAAAGCAGAACUGGAUAAAUUGGAGACCAGCAGUGUGGAGCCUGACUUUGUGCAAUCACAACUUGAUAAUUUUAUGAAGUUGUAUAAAAGUCUGAGUGAAGUGAAGUCUGAAGUGGAAACGGUAAUUAAAACUGGACGCCAGAUUGUGCAGAAACAGCAAACAGAGAAUCCCAAAGAACUGGACGAGCGGCUCACAGCCCUGAAACUGCAAUAUAAUGAACUUGGAGCCCAGGUGACUGAAGGGAAGCAAGAAUUAGAAAAGUGUCUGAAAUUGUCCCGCAAGCUAAGGAAGGAAGUCAAUGCCUUGACGGAGUGGCUGGCAGCAACAGAUGCAGAGCUGACAAAGCGAUCAGCGGUUGAAGGAAUGCCAACUAAUUUGGAUGCUGAAGUUGCUUGGAGUAAGGCUAUCCAGAAAGAUAUAGAGAAGCGGCGGCUGCUAUUAAACAGUAUUACCGAGACAGGAGACUCUCUGAGGAUCUUGAUGAAGAAGAGUAACAGUGCUGUGGAUGAUAAACUCAGUCUUUUGAACUGUAAUUGGAUCGCAGUCACAUCACGGGCUGAAGAGUGGCUCAAUCUUCUACUGGAAUAUCAGAAACAGAUGGAAAAUUUUGAUCAGAAUGUGGCUCAGAUUACUGCAUGGAUGUAUCGUGCUGAGAUUUUAUUGGAUGAAUCUGAAAAACAGAAAGUGCCACAGAAAGAGGAAGUUUUGAAGCGUCUGAAGGCUGAACUCAAUGAUAUGAGAUUGAAGGUGGAUGCGGUGCGUGACCAGGCUGUGGAGCUGAUGACAAACCGUGGAGAUCACUGUAGGGAGGUCGUGGAACCCAAGCUGUCAGAGCUUAAUCAGAGGUUUGAUGACAUCUCGCACAGAAUAAAGACUGGCAAGCAAUUGGUUCUGGAACAUUUAUCUGCUUCACCAGGAAUUAUUGUAAUGGAGUCCAGUGAACUGAAACCCCAGAAGAGUUUUUUGGCAGUGCAGAAAAAAGUGCAACAGCAGGUAUCUCCAAAGGAGUUAGAACAGUUUGAUACAGCUCUUCAGCAAAUGCUGGGUGCAGUGGAAGCAGAAAUACAGCAGGGCGAAAAUCUCAAUGAAAGCGACUUCAAGAAAGAGACGAAUGAGGAUGAUGAGCGGAGAGUGAAUGAAUUGACAAAACGGGGAGACAGUUUACAACAGAGCAUCACGGAUGAGAGAAAGCAAGAAGAAAUUAGGAUGAAACAGCAGAUGCUGCAGGCUAAAUUUAACAUUCUCAAGGACCUGAGAUCCAUUAGAAGGAAAAAGGCUCUUGAGAUAUCACCUCACUGGUACCAGUACAAGAAACAGACCAACAAUCUAUUGCAGUGGUUGGAUGAAAUUGAACAAAGGUUAGCCCGUCUUCCAGAACCCAAAGAUGACCAGAAGAUUAAGGAGAUGGAUGCUGAACUGGAAGAGAAGAGAGGAGACCUGAAUGAAUUGUGCAGACAAGCACAGAGCCUGUCAAAAGAAGGGGCUGCCAAGGCACUGGAGCCGCAGCUGAUCCAGCUCAACAAACGCUGGCGUGAAAUUGAAAACAAAUUUGCUCAGUAUCGAAGAUUGAACUAUGCAAAAAUUCAGAGUGUUUAUGAAGAGAGUACCGUAACUGCGCUGACUGAAGGGGUAAUGCCUGAAACCUCUUACGUGCCUUCUGCCUACCUGUCAGAGGUAUAUCUGCUUCAUCAAGCUGUGUGUGAAGUGGAAGUUCGGCUCAACUCUCUGGAGCGUCAAGUCAAGGACUAUGAAGAUUUCUCCAAACAGGAGGAUUGUUUAAAGACCAUAAAAGAGACCCUGGAGAAACUCUCUGGCCGAGUAGAGGCCGUUCACAGCAAGAAACCUGCAGUCCUCCAGAGUGCCUCGCUCACGGAAGCAGAGCAGGUACGGAAUGCCGUGGCUCAGCUGGAUGCCAAAUGGGAAACAGUAAACAAGAUGUACACUAAUCGACAAAUGAAGUUUGACAGAUCCAUUGAGAAAUGGCAAGGUUUCCAUUGCGAUUUGAAUGGCUUGGACCAGUGGCUGACAGAAGCAGAGCAGAUCCUUGCUGAGGUCCAGUUUGUAGAACCAGCUAAAUCGAAACAGAAGUACAAGGAAUUGCAGGAUGGAAUUGGAAGCCAGCACGCUGUUGUCACUUCUUUGAAUGUGACCGGGAAAGAGAUUAUUGACCAGUCGUCAACAGCAGACGCUGGAAUCCUCAAGGAGAAACUCAGCAGCCUUAACAGACGGUGGCAGGGGGUCUGCAGACAGGUGGAUGCAAGAAAGAAAAGGUUAGAGGAAGAUAAGACUCUCCUUUCAGAAUUGCAGAAAGACCUGAAGGAAUUUAACUGCUGGUUGGAAGAAGGAGAGAGGAUUGUAAGGAUAGAACUUGUCCCUGGAAAUGAGCAGAACCUGAAAGACUCAUUGGAGACAGUCAAGUUGCAAGUGGACGAAAUACCGUCACGUAAAGGGAUCUUGAAACGUAUGAACGAGAGUGGAGGAGUGUCACUGAAAAGCGAGGCUCUGACUCCAGAGCAACAUUUCAAACUGGAAACUGAACUCCUGGAGGUUAACAACCGCUUCACAAAGGUUUCCCAUAAACUACCUGAGAAACAGAAAGAGAUCGAGGAGCUACUGAAGGAUUUUGUUCGCUAUCAGCAGCAGCUAAACCACUUGGCACUGUGGGCCGCUUCCACAAAAGAUCAACUUGAAUUGUACAAGCAAGCACCAGUACCAGGGGCUGUUGACAUCAAGGAGACGGAGGAAGGAGUGUUAGCGAAGCAGGCUGAUGUGGAAAGUAUUUUGUCCAAGGCGCAUUACUUCUAUAAAGAAAGGCCCAUCGCUCAGCCAUUAAAGAGAAAAAUAGAAGAUCUAAAUUCUGACUGGAAGACGAUUAAUAAGUUGCUUCAAGAUUUGAAUCAAAGGCAUCAACUUGGUGUAGGUUCAACCAAACAGCAAACUGUUGUGACACAGACACUAGUUACCACAGAAACCUCCUUUACCAAGCUAGAAAUGCCAUCCUCUUUACUCAUGGAAGUGCCAGCGCUGACUGACUUCAACAAGGCCUGGGUGGAAUUGACAGACUGGCUCUCUUUGCUGGAUCGUGUGAUCAAAUCUCAGAUUGUGACAGUAGGGGAUGUCGAAGAAAUCAAUGACAUGAUCAUAAAACAGAAGGCUACUCUGCAAGACUUGGACCAAAAGCGCCCUCAGCUGGAGGAGCUUAUUACUGCAGCCCAGAACCUGAAGAACAAGACAACUAACCAGGAGGCUCGUGCAGUCAUUACAGAUCGCAUUGAAAAGGUUCAAACCCAGUGGGAUGAGGUGCAGAACCGACUACAAGCCCGCACUCUGCAGUUGCAGGAGAUGCUCAAGGACUCCAACCAGUGGCUUGAAGCUAAACAAGAAGCAGAAGAACAUCUGGAGAGAGCUAAAACCAAGCAGGGAACUGGGAAAGUAAUGUCCUACACCGUGGACUCAUUGAUGAAGCAGAAUGCAGAGCUUAAGCAAUUUUUCAAGGAGCUGCGACAGUGGCAGAUACACAUAGAUGUGGCUAACGACCUCGCUGGCAAGCUUCCGGACUAUUCCACGGAUGACACCAGGAAGGUGGGACUGAUGGCAGAUAACAUUAAUGCUUCAUGGGCGGCCAUUAAUAAAAGAGUCAGUGAGAGGGAGGCUGCGCUGGAAGCAGCCCUCAGAAUGCUGCAGCAGUUCUAUCUGGAUUUGGACAAAUUCCGGGCCUGGCUUACAGAAGCAGAGACCACUGCCAAUGUCUUGCAGGACGCCACCUACAAAGAAGGACUAUUGGAUGAUGCCCAGCUGGUUCGAGAGCUGACCAAACAGUGGCAGGAUCUGCAGUCAGAAAUUGAAGCUCACACUGACAUUUACCAUAACUUGGAUGAAAAUGGACAGAAAAUACUUAAGAGUCUGCAGGGCUCGGAAGAUGCAAUUUUGCUACAGAGGCGCCUCGAUGAUAUGAAUUCUCGUUGGACUGAACUCAGGAAAAAAUCCCUUAACAUUAGAGCCUGUUUGGAGGCAAGUGCUGAACAGUGGAAGCGACUCCAGAUCUCCCUACAGGAGCUCCUGGUGUGGCUCAACUUAAAGAACGAUGAGCUGAAGAGCCGAAUGCCUGUUGGUGGUGAUGUUACUGCAGUACAACAGCAGAACGAUGUACACAGAAGCUUCAAGAGGGAGUUGAAGUCGAAGGAACCAGUGAUCAUGAGUGCACUUGACACAGUGCGUCUGUUCUUAGCAGACCAGCCCGUAGAAGGACCAGAAAGUCUCUUUCCGCUAACAAAAGAAAAAACACCAGAAGAGAAUGCCCAGAGUGUUGCUAGAGUCAUUCAAAAGCAGUCGGAGGACGUGAAAAUAGAGUGGGAGAAGCUGAGCAUUCGCUCUGUUGAUUGGCAGAAGCGUUUGGAUGAAGCCCUGGAAAGACUUCUGGAGUUGCAGGAUGCUAUGGAUGAACUGAACCUCAAACUGCGCAAGGCUGAAUCUAUCCGAGACUCGUGGCAACCUGUGGGAGACCUGCUGAUUGACUCUCUGCAGGACCAUAUAGAAAAAGUCAAGGCCUUCAGAGCAGAAAUUGCUCCUUUGAAAGAGAAUGUGACGCACAUGAAUGAUCUCGCCUGCCAAUUCACACCGACGCAAAUCCAACUGUCUCCAUAUAACUUGAACCGGUUGGACGACCUGAAUACGAGGUGGAAACAAUUACAGGUGGCUAUUGAGGAGCAUCUGAAGCAGCUGCACGAGGCCCAUAGGGACUUUGGCCCCACAUCUCAGCAUUUCUUGUCCACUUCUGUCCAAGGUGCUUGGGAGCGAGCAAUAUCGCCUAACAAAGUGCCCUACUACAUUAACCACCAGACCCAGACUACCUGCUGGGAUCACCCCAAGAUGACUGAGCUUUAUCAGUCGUUAGCUGACCUGAAUAAUGUCAGGUUUUCUGCGUACAGAACUGCCAUGAAGCUGCGAAGACUGCAGAAAGCUCUCUGCUUGGACUUGCUCUCUCUGCCAAGUGCAUGUGAGGCCUUUGACCAGCGCAACCUGAAGCAAAACGAUCAACUAAUGGACAUUAUGGAGAUAAUUAACUGCCUGACUACAAUCUACGAUCGACUGGAGCAGGAACACAGCAACCUUGUCAAUGUGCCUCUCUGUGUGGAUAUGUGUCUUAACUGGCUCCUGAAUGUAUAUGACACUGGCCGAACAGGGAAGAUUCGUGUCCUUUCCUUCAAAACUGGCAUCAUGUCUCUGUGCAAAGCACACCUGGAGGACAAGUACCGCUAUCUGUUCAAGCAAGUGGCAAGUCCCACUGGAUUCUGUGAUCAGCGCAGGCUGGGCCUUUUGUUGCACGAUGCUAUUCAGGUUCCACGCCAACUAGGAGAGGUGGCAUCUUUCGGAGGAAGCAACAUUGAACCUAGUGUUCGAAGUUGCUUCCAGUUUGCAAACAACAAGCCAGAUAUCGAAGCAGCCUUGUUCCUGGACUGGAUGAGGUUGGAACCCCAGUCUAUGGUCUGGAUGCCAGUGCUGCACAGAGUGGCAGCUGCUGAGACUGCCAAACACCAGGCCAAGUGCAAUAUCUGCAAGGAAUGCCCUAUCAUUGGAUUCAGGUACCGAAGUUUAAAGCACUUUAACUAUGAUGUCUGCCAAAGUUGCUUCUUUUCUGGUCGAACAGCGAAAGGACAUAAAAUGCAUUAUCCAAUGGUGGAAUACUGCACACCGACAACUUCAGGAGAAGAUGUCCGAGAUUUUGCCAAGGUAUUAAAGAACAAGUUCAGAACCAAGAGGUACUUUGCAAAACAUCCUCGAAUGGGCUAUCUCCCCGUUCAGACGGUCCUGGAGGGAGACAACUUAGAAACUCCUGUUACUCUGAUCAACUUCUGGCCAGUAGAUUAUGAACCAGCCUCAUCCCCUCAGUUAUCACAUGAUGAUACUCAUUCACGUAUUGAACAUUAUGCUAGCAGGCUAGCAGAAAUGGAAAACAGAAAUGGAUCUUACUUGAAUGACAGCAUCUCGCCCAAUGAAAGCAUAGAUGAUGAACAUUUGCUGAUCCAGCACUACUGCCAGAGUCUGAACCAGGAGUCACCAUUGAGCCAGCCUCGCAGCCCAGCUCAAAUCCUCAUUUCACUGGAAAGCGAAGAGAGAGGGGAAUUGGAAAGAGUGCUAUCUGAUCUGGAAGAAGAAAACAGGAACCUUCAGUCUGAGUACGAGAGGCUGAAGCAGCAGCAUGAUCACAAGGGCCUGUCCCCCUUGCCAUCGCCUCCUGAGAUGAUUCCUGUUUCACCGCAAAGUCCCAGGGACGCUGAGCUCAUCGCUGAAGCUAAGCUGCUUCGCCAGCACAAAGGUCGCCUUGAGGCCCGGAUGCAGAUCCUCGAGGAUCAUAACAAGCAGUUGGAAUCCCAGCUGCACCGGCUCAGACAGCUCCUGGAGCAGCCUCAGACGGAGGUCAGGGUGAAUGGUACUACCGUCUCCUCCCCUUCCAGCUCCUCACAACGAUCGGAUAGCAGUCAACCAGUGCUGCAUCACGGAGUUGGCAGUCAGACUUCGGAAAUGCUGGGUGAGGAUGAAUUGAUGAAUCCUCCCCAGGGGUCAAGCACUGGACUAGAGGAUGUGAUGGAACAGCUUAACAAUUCAUUUCCAAGCUCUCGAAGCAACAAUGUAGGCAACCUCUUCCAUGUGGUGGACGAUUUAGGCAGAGCGAUGGAAACUUUAGUGACAGUCAUGACUGAUGACGAGGCAGCAGAGUAACCAGAUGUGCUUUAUCACAACAUUGGCUUCAGAUGUCAAGCAUGGUUUUUAUAUGUUCGUACAAAAUAUAAAAGGAUUGGACCGUACAGGUUUACAAGAAAAAAAAGAAAACAUCUAUUUUUUUGUGAAAGGUAGUGGUAUAUACUGUAGAUUUCAGUAGUUUCUUAAGUCUGUUAUUGUUUUGUUAACAAUGGCAGGUUUUACAGUUCUAUGCAAUUGUACAAAAAAAACAAAAACGUAAAAUCUUGGUAGCUACAUACCUUGCCAUUGCUUUGUAUGGAACGUGUUUCGGAUUGUUAAAUUUGUAACAAUUAUGAAGAUUGUUCACUAAAGGGUGCUUUCUAACAAAUAUACAUAAUUUUAUUGUUUAUAAACCUUCCAACUCCCCUCCAAAAAACAUUUUAAAAUUAUAAGCAGUAAUGAAUUUGUCUUUGCAACAUUACAGCUCUAAAAUCAAAUCGGAGAAAUAUCAAUGAUUAGUUUUAACUAGAUUUCCUUUUUAAUCAGUGAAUUACAGUAGCACAUAGCAGUACCAAAUUAAUCUGGGAUCCAGUCACGAAUUUGAACUUUUUUUAAUGAAAUACUAGUUAUCAAUCACUGCAUCUCCCAGGAAACCACUAUAAUUCAGGCAUAACAAUUGCACUUUGGAGAGUUCUUAUAUGUUCAGCAUUAGACAUAUUUUAUCAACAAAGUCAGCAGAAAUCAUUUCGUACCAUGUUGUUUCUACCUCAUUUUUUUGUUUUUGGAUAAAUUUUCCCUCCAGUUAAAAACACAAAAAAACAGUUAAAUUAGAUUCAGGACAAAAAUCAGUGCCCUUAGAUUUAAAGUUAGAAGCAUAAAAUCUGCUAUUAGACUUUGACUAAAUUUCACAAAUAGCCUCUCCACAAUAGAGAAAGUUUUUGAAAUGUAUUCAUGUGACUAUUCAGAGUUGCAUUCUGUUUCUAAGUCAAUCUUGAACCAACUUUUUUAAGGCAUCAUCUGUUUUCUAAUCCAUUCAAGUAAGGUACAAAUAAGGGUUAGUUUACCACAAAUAUCUCUGCUGAAAUAGAUAUUUGCUCGCAGCAGCUGUGUUCUCGGUUGUGAUUUCAUUAAAUAGAAUACUAGUUUUUUUUUGAGUGCGUAGGAAAAAAUGCAAAAUAUAAAUUACCAUUACUUCAAAAACUAUAUCAUCAAACAUUUGAGUUCACUUUGGUAUGACCUGAAUGUAUUUGACUAUGGAAGUAAUCGGUAUAACUUGGUGCAUAAAUAUCACUGCAGCAUGUUACGUCAUUUUAACCAGUAUUGUUUGUUAUUCAAAUAUCAUAAUAUAUUGCAUUAUGCAUUACAUUAACAUCUUCACUACAUAUACUAAUUGUUUUGUAAAGUAUAUUUUUCCUGCAUUAUCAUCACAUAUCAAGUUCCACACAAUAUAUGCCUUACUAUUGUAUUAUAUAUUGCUUUACUGUGUAUACAAAUAAAGCACGCAGUUAUAUUA
Messenger RNA from Callorhinchus milii (elephant shark), 12798 nucleotides. Its product is annotated as dystrophin-like. Gene Ontology annotation, molecular function: protein binding; zinc ion binding. Lineage: Eukaryota; Metazoa; Chordata; Chondrichthyes; Chimaeriformes; Callorhinchidae. Gene Ontology annotation, biological process: synaptic signaling. The record is from RefSeq and is a predicted model, not a curated record. Gene Ontology annotation, cellular component: plasma membrane.